UAUCACAACUGCACAGGCGCAGAGAAAUAGCCUGAAUAGUAAGGAACACUUAACAUGUUUAACCUUACUGAACAUUGUUUUCAAUUCAACUAUAUCUGAUUCGCUAAUAUCCGGCCACGUACAAGUUAACAAUUUUAAUGAAAUAUUUUUCAUCUUAACAUUGAAAUAAUAAAAGUAUCAUCAAUCGUAUAUCUGUGCUGUUUCUUCAAUUCCUACAGUAAAUCUGCAUCUACCUUCGCAUGUAUAUAUACAUACAAAUAUAUACGGAAAUUUUUAUAUAUUUAUGAUUAGUGAAAACAAUGGCAUUUAGAAUUUUAAUGGAUAGUAAAAAAAUGUGGUUCUUUAUAACAUUGUGUAUGUCUUUAAUUUAUUUAGUUAGUAGUGUUGAAUUAACCUUCGAAUUACCAGACAAUGCCAAGGAAUGUUUUUAUGAAGAAGUAGAAAAAAAUGUUUCAGCAACUCUUGAAUUUCAGGUUGUAACUGGUGGUCAGUAUGAUAUUGACGUAACACUAGAGGCUCCAAAUAAAGAAAUAAUAUAUCGUCAAGUGAAAACUCAAUUUGAUUCUCAUACAUUUACUCCUCAAGAAACAGGAGUAUAUAAAGCAUGUUUCAGUAAUGAAUUUUCUACCUUUUCUCAUAAACUUGUAUAUAUGGAUUUCCAAGUUGGAGAUGAGUUAGCUCUUCCCGGUCUUGAAGAGCAUGUAACAGUAAUGACACAGAUGGAGUCUUCAGCCCAAGAAGUACAUAAGAACUUAGUCCGGAUAGUAGAUUAUCAAACAUCUCAUCGAUUACGUGAAGCCCAAAGUCGCAAACGUGCAGAAGAUUUAAAUGAACGUGUUUUAUGGUGGUCUCUAAUGGAAACUGCUGCUAUUCUAGUUACAACUGUGGGUCAAGUAUUAGUCUUAAAAAAUUUUUUCACUGAACGUAAAUCAUUUCAACGACUUUAAUUAAUGUACAAUUUAUUAAUUUAAAAAUUAAUUUAAUUCUGAAUUAUUAAUCUUUUUUCAAUCAAUUGUGAAAUAAAAUUAAAAUAAAAUUGUUGUGACACUAUUGUGUU
This is a messenger RNA of Chelonus insularis, 1057 nucleotides long. RefSeq names its product p24-related-1 (gene p24-1). Bases 300 to 947 code for a protein of 215 amino acids. Gene Ontology annotation, biological process: endoplasmic reticulum to Golgi vesicle-mediated transport; Golgi organization; intracellular protein transport. The transcript has 3 exons. NCBI's taxonomy places the organism in Eukaryota, Metazoa, Arthropoda, Insecta, Hymenoptera, Braconidae. The record is from RefSeq and is a predicted model, not a curated record. Gene Ontology annotation, cellular component: COPII-coated ER to Golgi transport vesicle; Golgi apparatus; endoplasmic reticulum-Golgi intermediate compartment.